AUGGAAGCCUCACGCCAACCCUCCUCCAUCCCACCAGCCAAUCCCCCAAGCGUGGAGAUCGCCUACAAACGCAAGUGCAUAGCACUAAAGAAACGCCUCGCAGAAGUCGAAGCCGAAAAUGAAAUCAUGCGCACCCGCAACCGUCGCGGCACCCAAUACAUCCAGAAAAUGCGUCUGGAAACCUGCAUGCUCCUCGAGCGUCUAACAAAAGUCACCGGCAUGGCCGACGAGGCGAAGACCGGCGCCGCAAACCCGGAACUACGUGCCCGCGCCGCAGCAAUGAUGAAUUCCGGCCAGGGUAGUGCUGGUGUACUUCUAGAAGAUGAUACCGAGGGUAGCUCUGAUGAGCAGCCACGCACACCCGAGGAACGUCCGCUACGCGUUAAGCGUUCCCGUAAGUCCAAUGCCACCGGCAUCGAUGGCCAGGAUGAUGAUCUCCCCGCUCAAGAUGGACAACCCGAAUCUGCGGAUCCGGCUGGUGCGGCCCUGCCCCGUCUCGCGCCGGCUCCCACACAGGAGUCUCUUACUCAUUCCUUCCGUGUGCAGACGGGUAGUGGUGGCUCUGCGGAUCAGACUCCUGCUGCUGCGGAGGCUGGUCCUGAAGCUGGUCCCGAAGCUGGUCCUGAAUCUGGGACUACGCCGAUGGAUGUGGAUAAGGAGGAGGUUAAGGAGGCUAAGGUUGAGCAGUCUUAG
Penicillium crustosum is the source of this 693-nucleotide messenger RNA. RefSeq lists its product as uncharacterized. The coding region runs from base 1 to 693 and encodes 230 amino acids. NCBI's taxonomy places the organism in Eukaryota, Fungi, Ascomycota, Eurotiomycetes, Eurotiales, Aspergillaceae. The transcript has 2 exons. The record is from RefSeq and is a predicted model, not a curated record.